AUGGCGUCCGAAAGUAUGUCUAAUAAAAAAACCGUUGGACGCAAUCAACGUGAAAAAACGGCAAUUUCAAAACUAGACGCGUAUAUAACGAAAUAUGAAAGGAAAUUUGGUAAAAUAUCAGCAUUAAAUGUCUUAUCAAAGAAGCAAACAAAGUUAAUAAAACUCGUUCGCAAGUUAACGGACGCUAUCGAGAAAGAAGAGAUUAACAAACAACAGGCAUUUCAGAUACUCAAAGUAUCCAACGAUGCAAUAAAAGAGACAAUAUCCAAAUUGCAAGAUUCGAUGAAAAUGUACAAAGAAAGCGUGAGAUCCGAAAUUGCAAAGCUCGAUUAUUUGAGCACAGAUCGACUUUUAAAUAUUAAUUACGCAUGCACAUAA
Molecule: messenger RNA, 378 nt
Organism: Hylaeus anthracinus
Lineage: Eukaryota; Metazoa; Arthropoda; Insecta; Hymenoptera; Colletidae
Exons: 2
Coding region: 1-378 (125 amino acids)
Source: RefSeq, a predicted model, not a curated record